AUGCCUUCCUUCCUCAAGGACCUCAGCAUUCGCCGACGCUCGAAAGCUUCCUUUCAAACCCCCGAGAGCGGUCCAUCAUCCGGCAACUCCAGCAAUGAUGGCGAGGUCGCCGAGACUCCGCAGAACCGCAACAAAUCCUCCUCCACCCUCAGCUCGUGGUUCGACAGACAAUCUCCCGCCACCACCCUCUCCUCCAACAAGACCAGCCGAUCGAGCAGCAAUCUCGCCGGCAUGAAUGGCGCAGGCACCAAGACACCCCCACCCGUCCCCCUCAACUCGCGCCCGGGCCUGCGCACCAGCCCCAGCAGCAGAUACAGCAUCGUUGGCAUGCCCAGUCAAAAUGGCGAUGGUACUCCACGCCCUACACCUGCCACCUCUCCCUUUGCGCCCAGAAUCCUCUCGGUCUCUGAUGGCUCUUGGGUGCAUCAGAAAGUUCUCUUGCUCUUUGGCCAAUGCGCCGACCCUCAGUUUCCGAUUGACGGCAGCUUGACCCUCUACCAUCACGGCGACCACUUCCCGCCCACUCAAUGGCCAGUGUGCGAUUCGCAUUUCAAGGCGCUCGUCUACCUGCAACCCGGCCCCAACCGUUUGCGACUCGAAUUCUUCUCCCCCAAACUCUCCAACCCGAACGGACAGAUGCAUGCCCACUCCUCGUGGAUCAACAUCAACUUCCUUCCCCUCAUCGCUUCCCCACCUUUGCAAUUGUGCAUUCUCGUCGCCAAAGACUCCCCCGAAACCUACGAUGCCGUGCCAGAGAGAGUUCAGAAAGAAGGCAACGGCCUGGCAACAGCGGUGCGCAAGUUCCGCAUGGCCGCUUAUCUGUGGCAAGCUUUUACGGCCGAGCAAAUGAAUCGCAACGGCUUUGGCAGAAGAAGCUAUCGCUAUGAGGAGGAAUGGCAACCGGGAACGUUGACAUGGAAGGACAUCGAGAGCGGAAAGAUGCGCAACGAGGCCAAGAUCCACGUCGUGCGAAUGCCGCAGACGGUCGCGGAGAUACAAGACCUGGACAUCGCACAACAGUACGACUCCGCGAAGAGGAAGGGGCAGCUGUUUGACAUUGCCAAAGACGCGGUGCGUGCCUAUUUUGGACCACGACCCGGUCAGCCGCAGUACGUCAGCUGCAUGUUCCUCGAUACACACUGGGACAAGAAGGUCGGCACAAUCCGAGGCCAUGCUGCUCUGGGCGGAGGGGACGAGAGCAUCAAGCUGGCCAUAUUCGGCUCGCAUUGCUUGCAGUCCUAUCCCGCGCACAUUGAAGAGGUCGUCCCUGCAUUUUCCGACUGCACGCGAACCGAUACGAACCAUGUCGCCAACGACUGCAACGAAUCUGGCAGCAACUGGGAGGCGGCGAACAUCGGCAUCGGGGCGCAUCUCCACGAAAAUGGCCACUUGUUUGGCUGCCCGCAUCAAGAAUCCGGCCUCAUGUUACGAGACUACACGAGACUCAACCGCACAUUCACGUGUCGAGAGCCGUACUCCACCAGGACAAAGCAACAAGGACAGCGAUUGUGCCUACCCAAAGACGAGUGCACAUGGCAUCGAUUAGACGUGUUGCGCUUCCGGUUCCACCCCUGUUUCGUGCUUCCCAGCGAUUCCUCGACCGCAAACAUCGACGCGAGCGUACAAGUGUGGAGCGUGGAGAGCGGCGCAGUCCUCAUCACAGCCGCCAGCGGCGUCGCUUGGGUCGAGCUGUACCCCGAAGGAGACACCGAGUGCCAUCAUUGGAUCGAGUACUUCGAAGAAAGCGGAUCUCCCUCUGGCGCACCGCGACAGGUCACGCUGGGCGAGAAGGAGCUGAAAGAGACCCUACCCGAAGGCAAGCGCAAGAAGAAGCUCAAGAUAAAGGUUUUCUCCUGCGGCGGCGCCGAGCACGAAGUCGAAGACCUCGCCAAGCUCACCAGCAAGGAAAGCAACGUCAAGCUCCCCGACGGCCGCACCGGCUUCAAGGGCGCGAAGCUCGGCUUCUCCGGCACGGAUGGCUCUAAGCCCUCGCAAGCCAUGCUGCUGACGAGCAUGAACAAGCCCAUGAUGUUGCUCUCCGUCCGCGUAUACCACGGCCGUAGCGUGGACGGAAUCGAGUUCUUCUACGAAGAAGGUCGCAGCGAGCUGUUUGGCAACCGGGGAGGGAAGCCGGGCGGGAGCGAUUUCGCGCUCGACCGUAUGAAGGCCGAGACGAUCAUCGGGUUCUACGUGCGCGCGGGCGCGUGGAUUGAUGCCGUGCAGAUUCUGACGAGUACCGGGCGGCGCAGCGAGGUGUUUGGUAAUGCCACUGGUGGAUCGGGUCACACUCUUAUCCCUCCUCGCGGAUACAGCAUUGCGGGCAUCUACGGCACUUGUGGACAAUGGGUCGAUGGCUUGGGACUAAUCAUCACUCGGUAA
Molecule: messenger RNA, 2379 nt
Organism: Neohortaea acidophila
Lineage: Eukaryota; Fungi; Ascomycota; Dothideomycetes; Mycosphaerellales; Teratosphaeriaceae
Product: putative peptidase family-domain-containing protein
Exons: 2
Coding region: 1-2379 (792 amino acids)
Cellular component (GO): cytoplasm
Source: RefSeq, a predicted model, not a curated record